Lathyrus oleraceus (garden pea) is the source of this 1025-nucleotide messenger RNA. Its product is annotated as protein PLANT CADMIUM RESISTANCE 10. Lineage: Eukaryota; Viridiplantae; Streptophyta; Magnoliopsida; Fabales; Fabaceae. Bases 257 to 811 code for a protein of 184 amino acids. The transcript has 4 exons. The record is from RefSeq and is a predicted model, not a curated record.
UUAUUGAUUAUGUUUUCAUCCAUCUUCUAACAACAUCUCUCUAAAAUUAAAAUUGCAACCGUGUGUCGGUACAACUUGUCUAAAAAUAGUUUUUUUUUUUUUUGGGAAAAGGCAAAAUAUUUGAUUAAAGAAAGAACCAAGCAUAAAGGAGCAAGAAACCCAGAAAGUGAUUAUCGCAACGCAACGCUUGAAGAAGAAGAAGAAGAAUUCAUUCAGAGCUUAAUUACUUAAGAAACAAUUCCAUUAUUAUAAGAAUAUGAAGAACCAAGGUGGUUAUGUGCCACCAGCUUACAUUCCAUUGGGGCAAUCAGAUUCAGAUGCAAUGAGUGUAUCUCUGCACCAUGGUGAUGAUAGUAGCAACGGGUCGAAUCAAAUGCAGCCUCAAUGGUCUUCUGGAAUCUGUGCUUGUUGCGAUGAUAUGCAGAGCUGUUGUAUAGGUUGUUUUUGUCCUUGCUAUCUCUUUGGGAAGAAUGCAGAAUUUCUGGGUUCUGGCACGUUUGUGGGAUCAUGUGUUACCCAUUUUAUAUUGUGGAGUCUUAUUAAUGCAGCCUGCUGCAUAAUAACUGACGGCCUGUUUUGGGGAUUACCUGGAUGCCUUGUUUCUUGUUACGCUUGUGGCUACCGCGGGACCUUAAGAUCAAAGCAUAAUUUGCCGGAAGCACCAUGUGGGGAUUUCGUUACCCAUUUUUGCUGCCAUGUGUGUGCCAUUUGUCAAGAGUACCGUGAAAUACGCGAAAGAGCCGGGGAUUCUGAAGCUACAGUAGUUACAGCUCCGACAGUUCAGACAAUGCAACAAGAUUCAAUGCAGUAAUGCCACAGCCCUGCUCUCCAUAUCCCUUACACUGUAUGGUUUGAGGAUUACAAACUUAGGUGAAGCAUGUGGUUCAUUACACAUUACAAGUCAAUGUAGUUAUACGAUUGAUCCUCACAUUUUCUCACUUGGAGAUAAACUAGAAGAAUAUAAAACACUCAGCUGUAAAUAAAAAUUUAGUAUGUUUAAUGCCUAAUCAUAUUUUACUUCUUCA